Molecule: messenger RNA, 780 nt
Organism: Kluyveromyces marxianus DMKU3-1042
Lineage: Eukaryota; Fungi; Ascomycota; Saccharomycetes; Saccharomycetales; Saccharomycetaceae
Gene: CWP1
Product: cell wall protein CWP1
Exons: 1
Coding region: 1-780 (259 amino acids)
Cellular component (GO): cell wall
Molecular function (GO): structural constituent of cell wall
Source: RefSeq, a predicted model, not a curated record
AUGAAGUUCUCCGCUGCUUUCACUGUCGCUCUAUUGUCUUUGGCUAAGUUCAUCGCUGCUGAUUCUGAAUCUUUCGGUUUGGUUUCUCUAAGAUCCGGUUCUCCUUUGCAAUUCUCCGGUGUCUACGCUAAGGAUGGUGCUUUGUACUUGGGUAGCAACCAAAACUUCUCUGGUGUCGUUACCGAUGACGGUAAGUUGAAGUUCUCUGACAACUCUUACGCUGUUGCCGGUGACGAUGGUUACUUGACCACCACCACUGAUGCUUCCAAGGCUACCACUGGUUUCGCUGUCAAGAACGGUUACUUGCAACUAAACAACAGUGAAGCCUUCUACGGUGUUCAAUCCGGUAGCGACUACAAGGUUGCUGUCAAGAGCGAAGGUUCCAACUCUCAAAGUGUUUCUCUAUCUGCUAGAAGCACCAACGGUCAAACCGUCCCAGACUUCACCCCAGGUUCUUCCGGUUCUUCUUCCGGUUCUUCUUCUGCUGCUCCAGCUUCUUCCGCUGCCCCAGCUUCCUCUUCUGCUGCCCCAGCUUCCUCCUCUGAAGCUGCCAAGACCUCCGCUGCCCCAGUUUCCCAAAUCGGUGACGGUCAAAUCCAAGCUACCACUGCUACUCCAAAGCCAACUGCUCAACCAGUUUCCCAAAUUGGUGACGGUCAAAUCCAAGCUACCACCGGUACUCAAUCCGUCCUAGUCAAGACCGAUGUUGGUAACAACGCUGGUAAGGUCACUCUGGGCUCUUCCGCUGCCGUUGCUGCUCUGGCCGCUCUGCUGUUGUAA